This is a messenger RNA of Nezara viridula (southern green stink bug), 375 nucleotides long. The record is from the annotation of a GenBank genome assembly. NCBI's taxonomy places the organism in Eukaryota, Metazoa, Arthropoda, Insecta, Hemiptera, Pentatomidae.
AUGAUUCAAGCUCAUGACUCAACAUCGCCCAUCAUCCGCGUCUUUUCUGAUAACUCGGGAAAUUACCGAGAAAUAGGAGAUAACAGUAUUAGAAUAACAAUUAAACAUGACGUUCACAACAACACUUUGCAUGAACCAAUGUGUCAAGAAGAUAAUAGAAAUCGUUCCACUGAGCAAGCCGAAGUAGGUUUGAAAGACUUCCAGAAUUGCUUUGGUGAUAUUUAUCCCUCGCCUGGAGUGGGUUCGCCUUCACGACUCAUCCAAAUCAGCAUUUCCAAAGUUCAAUCGUCAUCAGAAAUCACGCUUGGGUUGGCAUUCUCCAAGAUAGCACCCCUUCCCGAGGGUCAGCCACACAAUUAUAGUCCUGGUCGAUAG